AUGAGACCAAGACGCGAAGAUACUUUCGUGCCAAGAACGGACCAGGUUGUCCCAGGGGCAUCUGUGCACAUCGUUUUGAAGCAAGACCAGCCAACAGGUCGAACCGUUCAGGGAACGGUGCAGACACUUUUGACCCGUGGCAACCACCCUCGAGGCAUCAAGGUACGCCUUUCAGAUGGCCGUGUCGGUCGUGUGCAGACCAUGGCAGAUGGAGCCGCCACUACAUCACAAGGAACAAGCAGCUUUGGCCAUGCUACCGGAUCGUCCAUAUUGGACAACACUGUUGGCAACAACGAGGACAACAUGCCUAAAGAGCAGAUUGGACUAGAUGCCUACAUCAUUCCAGCACGACCAAAGCAGAAAGGGCGUCGUGGAAACGCUGAGGACCAAGGCAUUAUCAUUCAAGGCGAGUCAGUCGAACCGAGCAACAAUAUGCAAACAGGAGGGAGGACCGAAUUGCCAUCGUCUUCUCCAUCGGUGACAUGUCCAGUCUGUGGUACAUUCGAAGGAGACGAGGCCGCUGUGUCUCAUCAUGUGGCGACGCAUUUUGACACGGAGCAAUGA
Molecule: messenger RNA, 564 nt
Organism: Grosmannia clavigera kw1407
Lineage: Eukaryota; Fungi; Ascomycota; Sordariomycetes; Ophiostomatales; Ophiostomataceae
Exons: 1
Coding region: 1-564 (187 amino acids)
Source: RefSeq, a predicted model, not a curated record